GGAUAUUGAUGCAGCGUUUAAUUAUAAAUUGCGGCGGGCGCAUUUGCUGUGAUCCUGUUGAAUUAAGAUUAAAAUGUCGAGACUGAGCAAGCUGUUCGAGGUGCCUUGGGCGUCAGUGUGACCAGAAUGUGUCUAUUGAUAACUCCCGUUUUCACCGCAGGAACUGUUUUCUCGGUGCCGAUGUGCAGUCCGGAGCGUUUAUCCGCGCGGUUCCCUUUCCGCCCGUUUCCGGUUGUUUCCCGUUCGCCCGGGUGACGGUUUUUAAAUUUUUUAACUUUUGACUCGAGGGAAAAGAACAUGAAGCGGAACAAACGCGGCCGCUUCGUGUCGGUAGCGAUGGCUCAGAAGAUGGAAAGGCUGUCCGAGGCUCAACAGCAGCGGUGGGUUCGCACCGAGCGGCCGGGGCCCGAGGCCGGAGCUCCGCCAGGGGGAGCCGAGGCCCCCGAGCCCGGUUUGGAGUCAGCUACACCUCUUGUUGUGACGACCAGUUACUGCCGUCUCUGUCAUGGAAAGUUUUCCUCCAGGAGCCUACGUAAUGCAUUUGCAAAAGUUCCUCUGGUUGAGGCAAAUCCAGAGAUGCAGCGCAGAGCACAACAGACUUUUGGUGCUGAUUUCCAGAAGUUAGUAGGUGUUGUGGUGAGGCAGGAUCCCACUUUGCCACAAUAUAUCUGUAGAAACUGUCAUGCUCAAUUUUAUAAAUGUCGGAGUAUCUUGAGAAACUACAUUCAAAGAGUAAACACUUCACCAGUAGCUUCUGUACAGCGUGGACAAGAGUCUAGCAGAUGUGUUGCAGCAACAAAGUCAUCAUCAAUGCAAUCACUUUCACAAUCUCCAUUAGACAAUUCCAUCUCUGAUGAUUUUAAACGGAUGUUAAAUGAUGGUUCCGUAAGUGCAAGCCCACAAUGUCUGCAAGUUUUGGUCACUUGGGCUCACCAUCAUGGCAGCAGCUGUGGGUCACCACCAAAUGUACAGAGCGUCUUAUCUGCAGCGUAUUGCGGUGUAGUUGGAGCAGUAUGGGGAUGUCCAGAGGGACACAGUUACAUCCUGGAUGUGCAUCCAAAUCACAACAUUGCACUGAGUGAGGGACAGUACCCAUACAACAAGAAUAAUGACUCAAAGAAAGAGGAAAUUGUGGGAAGCGCGUUACCUCUCCCACCUCAUAAUGGAACAGGUACUGAAAAUGGUGAGGGUAGUUCUAUCGCUAAGCUUCAACCAGUUCCAGUGUCACUUUGGUCAUCUGAUUCUCAGCCAUGUACACACAGUGGAGGUACUUCACAGCCAGCAGAUGUGGACAACACAGAAUGUCUGUUAAGCAAAGAUAUGUUUUUGCUGAUAGAUCCUGAUAGUACUGAGUGCUCUUGGGGAAAAGGUCAGUCACAGGAUGCCAUGCGAGCAUUAAAUUCAAAAGUGGAUCAAAUUAACUGCAACAAAGCAUCAUGUUCUGUAAAGGAUGAUAUUGCAGAUGGGUUAGAAUCCAGUGAUCUCUCUGACAGGUAUUUGUCAAGUGAAGAUGAUGGGGAGGAAAAAGUUAAGAAUGGUUCUUCAGAUGAGUCUUUUCAACCAUAUUGGGAGAAGAAUAAAGUACCAACUAAGAAAUGCGAUAGUAAGGAUGUGAAGAAAACACCCGGACAAAAGCGUGGACGAAAACCAAAGUCAAACUCUGAAAGAGAAGACUUUCCUACCAUGUACCGCUGUCAGUACAAGGGCUGCUGUGCCAUUUACAGAGGAGCUGAUGGACUAAAGAAACAUAUAAAGGAACAUCAUGAAGAGGUGCGUGAGCGACCCUGCCCCCACCCAGGAUGUAACAAAGUAUUUUUGAUUGAUCGCUACCUGCAACGCCAUGUAAAACUCAUUCACACAGAAGAAAGAAACUACAUUUGUGAUGAAUGUGGACAAACUUUCAAACAAAGGAAGCACCUAUCAGUUCAUCAAAUGCGCCAUUCUGGAGCAAAACCUCUACAGUGUGAAAUUUGUGGUUUCCAGUGUAGACAGAGGGCAUCCCUGAAAUACCAUAUGACUAAGCACAAGGCAGAAGCUGAACUUGAUUUUGCUUGUGACCAAUGUGGAAAGAGGUUUGAGAAAGCCCACAAUUUGAAUGUUCAUAUGUCCAUGGUUCAUCCCUUGACCCAGAACACAGAUAAAAGCAAACCAGCUGAGUGUGUUGAAACGGAACCAAACCAGCUAAGCACAGAAACAUUCAUUGAGUGGGAACCCAGUUAAUGUACAGCUACGCUGGCAGAGUCAAAAGAACAAGAUAUACCAAUUUGCACCUUUUGUCUUCAGUGGCAGCAAGCUCUUCAUCUGAACAGAGAAUUUAUGAAUCCGUGCAACUUUUUGCUGGUUUGGCAAAAAGCAAAUAAAGGCUUAAUCACAAAAAUAUUAGAGAUACUUCUUGGUUACACGGCUUUCCUUUUAAGUAUGAAGCUUUCUUACACAUACCUAUUCGUUCUGAAAAAAGUGCCAAAAACAUUUCAAGAUUGCAUAACACAUUGUAUGUUGAUAAUUAGUCUUGUGUAGCUGGUGAGCACUGUUAAACAGACAAGAACUGUGAUGAUUGAAUGGGAUGAAUGAAAACAUUGUUGGUAUCGGUGAUAUAGAUUUACAAUGAUACAGCUUUAAAUGCUUAAUGAGAGUAAUGAGGUGGUUUGGCUGAUUGCUUCUGAUGGCCCUUUAAUGAAUGCAAUUUAAGUUUGAAUAAAGACUAUUUUCUUAGGUUAUUGAGUAUUGGGGUUCUUAUGUUUUACAAAGCGGGUGGAAGCUCUCAAAUACACUGAACGAUAAUUAGUGAAUUGAAAAGGGAGGAGAAAAUAUCAAAAAGAAUCAUACCAGUAUCUGUUUUUGAAUGUGGACUCUUGUAUCCAAAAAUGUAAACCACAGGUGAUUCUAAACUCUCUCCAAAUAUACAGUUAUGUUUUCAAUUCUUAGUUACUGGCCAUUCAGGCUUGGACCAUUUAGUUAUUGUGGUGGUUGGGCUGGUUGGUUGUUUCUCCUCCUUCCCCUGAAAACUGAGCAGGGAAAUUCCUGUGUGACUGAAUUUUAUAACUUCAAUGAGGGCAAGUGGAAGAAACAAUGUAAUUGAAUGUAGCUGAAACUAUUUUGUCAGUACAGUUCUGUAAAGUAACUGAUCCAAAUUGUAAACAAUCUGAACAGUGCAGGAAUUCCCAUGUCACCUACAAGAACUCCCUCCUUCCUUCUCUUUCUCAAUUUUCAGUGGUAAAUGAGAGCUUAAGGAGUACUUAAUAGAACAUAUAUCGAGUAUUUUUUUCAUGAAUCUUAAAAUACAGCCUUCAUACAACCAUUUCACAUUUGCAGAAAACUUUCCAAUUAGCAGUCUCAGCAAAUAUGUUUCAGCAGUUUUGUGUAGCAGUUUACAUUGUAGAACCUAGAGUGGUUGUGUAUAUAUGUAACUGAUUUGGAGGUUACUUUUAUAUUUAAUUUGUAGAAGUCUAAUAUAUAAAGCCUCUCUAUAGUCACAAUACUACAUGGGAGUAAUAAAUCUAAUUUAAUGCUGUUACAUUCUAAUAGGGAUAAUAAAUGAUAUUUUCUAAUAUAGACUGUAACAACAAAUUCAAUAGAAUUGUUUAUUGAAAAAUGAAUUGGCAGAGAACUAAUUUGUAAAACCUGGAAAAUACUAUUAGUACAUGGUAUCUUCUGCAGCGCUAAGUUUGCCUACUUUAAACAAUUUGAAGACAACUAGUGAUAUGUUCUAGAAAUCAUAAAUCUGUGACUUUAUGGUAAUCUUAGGAAAGCACACAGGCAGUCAAUAUGGGUAAUUAAAAUUUUAUUUUUUAAGUUUGACAUUAAACAAUAUUAUUUUGUGCAACAGGAGGUAUGUGCUUAACAUGAACACAUCGGUGUCUAUUCUGACUUCUUUAGCCAGUUAAUUCAGCAACUGACUAAAACUAAAGGGCAUAUAUAUAGAAAUGAUAUUACAAACCAUUUUCUGUAAGAUAUGAUCUGACUAACCAAAGUACUUGUAUGAACAGUACUAACUAGCUUAUUGGUGAGACCACAGUAGUUUUAUAUUUAUGAUUAAAAUGUUGAUUACA
Molecule: messenger RNA, 4049 nt
Organism: Carcharodon carcharias (great white shark)
Lineage: Eukaryota; Metazoa; Chordata; Chondrichthyes; Lamniformes; Lamnidae
Gene: znf276
Product: zinc finger protein 276
Exons: 11
Coding region: 298-2220 (640 amino acids)
Biological process (GO): regulation of transcription by RNA polymerase II
Cellular component (GO): kinetochore; nucleus; chromosome
Molecular function (GO): zinc ion binding; chromatin insulator sequence binding
Source: RefSeq, a predicted model, not a curated record